Messenger RNA from Trichomycterus rosablanca, 952 nucleotides. It is a transcript of the gene fkbp1b, whose product is annotated as FKBP prolyl isomerase 1B. The record is from RefSeq and is a predicted model, not a curated record. Gene Ontology annotation, cellular component: cytoplasm; sarcoplasmic reticulum membrane. The transcript is spliced from 4 exons. Gene Ontology annotation, molecular function: peptidyl-prolyl cis-trans isomerase activity. Gene Ontology annotation, biological process: protein peptidyl-prolyl isomerization. Bases 51 to 377 code for a protein of 108 amino acids. NCBI's taxonomy places the organism in Eukaryota, Metazoa, Chordata, Actinopteri, Siluriformes, Trichomycteridae.
CUUCUCUCUGUACUGCUGCUGUUUUACACACAGAAGCACCGCGUUCCAGAAUGGGUGUAGACGUUGAAACAAUAUCUCCAGGAGAUGGUAGAACAUUUCCAAAGAAGGGGCAGACAUGUGUAGUACAUUACAUAGGAAUGUUGCAGAAUGGAAAGAAAUUCGACUCCUCACGGGACAGAAACAAGCCCUUUAAAUUCAAGAUCGGGCGACAAGAGGUCAUCAAGGGCUGGGAGGAAGGUGUUGCACAGAUGAGCCUGGGCCAGCGGGCGAAAAUCACCUGCACUCCAGAUAUGGCAUACGGAGCCACCGGUCACCCUGGGGUCAUCCCUCCAAAUGCCACACUCAUAUUUGAUGUGGAGCUGCUAAAGCUUGAGUAAUCGCUUGAAGAGGAAUGUAUAACCCCUGCCCUACCAAUGUCUCGCCUUUCACAAAUUCUCUUUCUGAAACUACACUUGACGUCUUUGCUUUAUCUUUAACCUCUGUUAUAUUGUUUAUCUAGUUUAGCAUUUUUAAACCACUAUAAACACUAGAGCUCUGAUUUUGACAUACACAAACUGUUCUGUUGUGAUAUUAGACUCAAUUUUAUUUGAGAAUGACAUAAAAUCAUUAAAUCAGCAUAAGCACAUAUUACAUUAUAACCACUGCCUUACUGCAUCGUGCAUAGUAAAGUGAAAGUAGGGUGUAAAGUCACAAUUCUGCAAUUCUGUAUUUUGAGGGGCAUUACCAACCACUGUCUGCAUUGCCACUUUUGAUAAAAACAUAUGUCCUGCUGAAUGCAUAUGUGACAAUAAUACUGAUGUAUAUUUUAUAUGUGUCUCUUGUAUAAACAUUAACUGCAGGUAUGAAAGAUAAAACUUUGCCUCUGCCUGGAAUGAACUGAAUAAUGUACCAUGGAGUGCUUUGCUUCUAUACACAUUUUAUCUAUGAGCUCUUAAUAAAUUUAAUAUUUAAA